Mytilinidion resinicola is the source of this 777-nucleotide messenger RNA. RefSeq lists its product as uncharacterized. The transcript has a single exon. NCBI's taxonomy places the organism in Eukaryota, Fungi, Ascomycota, Dothideomycetes, Mytilinidiales, Mytilinidiaceae. The coding region runs from base 304 to 603 and encodes 99 amino acids. Gene Ontology annotation, molecular function: DNA binding. The record is from RefSeq and is a predicted model, not a curated record.
UGUCAAUGCCAUCGAUUGCCGCUUCAGUUGCUCCCCCCUGCUUAAUCGCGACUGUGGAAGUCUUUCUUCAGUUCGGAGUGCUAGGAGAAUAACCCUAUCAAGAAAAAAUAUGGCUCCAAAUUUUGAGGGCGCUCAACCUUACGAUUGUGCAUUCCGAGAGUUUCGCCGUGCGGAGGAGCAAAGGAUGAAAACGUCGCGUCUUGGCUUAGAAGUUCGGACCACCUCAGGCACACUUGCCGAGCGCCACCACACCAUCUUUAAAAAUUCAUAACUUCUUUCAUACAACACCGAAUUGCUUCAAAAAUGGAUAAAAUGAAAGCUGCGCUCGCAGCGCUUCGAUCGGACCCCGAAUUGUCAAUUACUGAUGCCGCUAAGCACUACGGUUGUGGCCGGAGUGGUCUCUCAAAGCGCUUCAACGGAAAGACCUCUGCACGCGACGAUGCACUCGAAAAUCAACAAUUCCUCGAUAGAGCGCAAUCUAAUGCGCUUAUCAAGCAUAUACACGAGCUUACAGAGCGCUCGCUGCCUCCUAUAAUCUCUAUGCUUCGAAAUAUAGCCUUUAAAAUUAAGGGCGAGAGGCCUGGCUAUAAUUGGCCUACUUAGUGGAUUACUGCGCAUAAAGAAGAGCUAGGAACGGGCUUCCUUUAUACACUAGAUGCAGAGAGGAAAAAGGCCAACUUAGAACAGUACUAUUAAGAGUGCUUUACUUUUAUAAAGGCUAAGAUAGCUAAGUAUAGUAUUAAGAAAAAGAAUAGCUAUAAUAUAAAUAAAAAAGGC